AACCUGUCUGUUUUUCGAUAAAUAAAUAACCCCACCUGGCGUCUCCCGUGCAAGCUAAAUAACUCGACCGCUUUCACCAGCCAGGAGGAAGGCAUCCCGGAGGCGAAACAGAAGAAGGGGAAAGGAACAAGGAAAUAGCCCGCUCCCAAUACCGUCUCUCCGCCCUUUAUUAGUUUAUGGGGUGCAAUUUCUCCUUCGAUCUAAACUAAUAUACGGAAAAAAAAUAGGAGGAGGAGGAGGAGGGCACUUGAGGGGAGAGCGAUGGACAUCGAGCGCAAGCACGCGGAGCUCAUCGAUCUCUUCGUGAAGCAGGCCGCCGUCCUGGACGGCCCCGCCCUCGCCGGUCUCGUCCUCGAGGCUACCUCCCAUCCCUCCCUCUUCGCCUUCUCCGAGAUCCUCUCCGUCCCCACCCUCGCCAAGCUUGAGGGGACCCUGUAUUCGUCAUCUCUGGAUGUGCUUCGAUUGUUCGCAUACGGCACGUGGAGCGAUUACAAAUGUAAUGCUGGCUCUCUUCCAGCGCUCUCUCCUGAUCAAGUCCGAAAGCUGAAGCAACUUAGUGUGCUGACUCUGGCUGAGACAAACAAGGUAUUGCCUUAUGAUCAACUUAUGCAAGAACUAGAUGUUUCCAAUGUAAGGGAACUUGAAGACUUUCUCAUCAAUGAGUGCAUGUAUGCGGGUAUUGUUAGAGGAAAACUGGAUCAGUUGAGCAGGUGCUUUGAGGUCCAGUUUGCUGCUGGGAGGGAUCUUAGACCUGAACAACUGAAUAACAUGAUACAAACAUUAGGAAACUGGUUGGACACAUCAGAUGGUUUACUUCAUUUGAUUCAAGAUAAAAUCAAGUGGGCUGACACAAUGAGUGAGGCAACCAAGAAACACUGCAAGGAAAUUGAAGACAGGGUGGAAGAAGUGAAAAAAAUCUCUCAAGGGCCUUUGCUAGGGGCUCGUGCCCGUGAGCUUAUGGAAUCUGUAUUGGCCCUACAUGGGGCCCCACCUGGCCCCGUCCACCAUCCGUUUUUGAUCCUGGGACUUUGACGAGGGCCUCUGCCGGAGAAUACUGAAUAGAAUAUCCUGCACGGGGUCUCUUAGAAGCAGCGCCUCGUCUUCAUGGCCGAUUGAAGCUUCCGCGAAGGGGGUAGCGUUGGAUCAGUUUCCCAUGUUUCUCGCGGUGUUGAAAAGUAGGGCUUGGAAUCUGCUGCACCAAGCAAACUGACAAAGGCCCGGCCACACGAAUGAGAUGAGAAAGACUUUGAAGUCUUGGACUUGACCAAGCGAAGCUGUUAGGUUCUGGUAGUGUGGAUUUUGAAUGCUAUUUUGGAAAGUCAAAAGGAGAUCGAAAGAUCUGAUGUUAAAUCUAGGGGUCAGAUUCUCAUUCCAACCCUCACGUUGGUUUGUGCUUGCUAUUCCUUUGCCUUCCUCGUGCUCGUGAAGCGGUUUUCUUCGUCGCUGGGGCCCAUGCAUUACUUGUGACAUCACCAUCCGUUCAGAGACGACUGAUCAUACUUAUUUUAUUUGUUUGGCAUGUGGCCGCCGCUUGGGAGAAAACUCAGGGAUUCGAUCUUUGGUCAUCAGGGAUUGGAUUGAUUGGUGGGUCGGUCCUGAUUUAGAUUUAUGGACGUGUUUGUUACUAAACUAAUAAUAAUGUGAUUCUGGAAUGCAUACCUUUUGUGGUUGGAGGGAUUAGCUA
Molecule: messenger RNA, 1684 nt
Organism: Elaeis guineensis (African oil palm)
Lineage: Eukaryota; Viridiplantae; Streptophyta; Magnoliopsida; Arecales; Arecaceae
Source: RefSeq, a predicted model, not a curated record